AUGCCUCAGCAUGGUGGGCAUAGAGUUAACAAUGUUGAAGAAGGAGAGGUUGUAGAUUUGAUUGACAAUGUGGAAGAUGUUCAGACUUCUCUGAUGAUAGUAAAGGGCCGUUUGCUGAAGGGGGGUGUUGACCCGGGCUGUAAAGAAGAUUGUUUGGUUUGUUCAGAAACUACCAAUGGUUGUGACCAGCUGAAGGCUGGUAUUCAAAGACUGAUUGAUGAGGGCUGUCUCCAGUUUAGCCGGGCUGUUAAAGAGAAUGGGGCAGUGUCUACUGUCACUAUUUAUUUCAAGCCGUCUGAGGGACGAGGAAGAGGGAGUGUCAGUGCACCCACAACAAGCAAUACUCCGGUUACCAUCCCAGCUCCGGUGACCAUCCGUGCACCUACUACUAUUGUUGCGCCUGGCAGAAGGCAGGUUGAAAAUAGUAAGGCUGUGCCGUGGAGAUAUGACAACGCCUAUCGCAAUGAUAGAAGGGCUGGCAAUCAGAUUAGGCCAGCUAGUCAAGCGCCAGUAAUAAUCAGUACUCCGGUGAGAACUCCUGCUGUUGCAAGUCCUGUGGUGGACAAUAUCGACCCUCCAGAGGUAAUUGCUUACUACCUAGAGGAUUUGUACAGGCAAGGAGUGGACAUCACAGAAUUCCAGGUGGACUGGCUGCCUGAGUUUCCACCAUACUUCCAGAAGAGGACGCGAGAGCCCUCUGAGAAGACCAAGCAGGCGAAGAAAGCGAAGCUGGGAGAAACAUUUGGAUCAAGACCCUCAGUGCCUCUGGUUGGCUCUCUAGGUAAGUCUAUAUCUCUCCCUCCCUCUGUAAAAAUAAAACCAAUUGCUUCUACUCUCCCUCAAACAAACCCCAUAUACACCACUGCUGACACUCCCCCCUCAACCACCAGAUCCUCUAACCUACCAUCUCAAAAAUUCAACCUUGCCACCACAACUCUACCUGUUUCAGAAGCAGAAAUGCUAAAUGAAACCACUUCACCUUCUUCAUCACCAUCUCCACAAUCCCCACCUUACUACAACCUUUCAUCUGACACUGAACCUUCUGACCUUCACUCCCCCACUUUGGCUCAGCUCCAAGACCGAGUUGUGGCCUUUCAAAAUCCAUCACAUUCUAAACUUGAACCUGAAGUCACUUCCCCACCUCUGGAAAAUCCAAACACAACCACAUCUGAACCUCCACCAUCAGAACCAACUCACUCAGAACCACAACCCUCAGAACCAAUCCACUCUGAAUCACAACCAUAUGAACCACCACACUCUGAAAUACCACAACCCAUCACUUCUGCUGACCCAACAACUCCCACACUUAACCUAAGAGCCCCCACCUCACCCUCCCAAGCCUCUGCCAAUGAACCAGAAACCACACUUCUAACCCUUGAAGAAGCAAUUACGAGAAUCAGAGAAGCUGAAGCCAAGGCUCUUGCUGAUGUUGCUACUGCUGAAGCUGAGGCAAAAGCCAAAGCCGACGCUGAAGAAGCAGUGCGCCUUGCUGAAGAGUCUGCUGCCAAAGCCAGAGCUAAUGAACUGACUCAGGGGGAGUCCUCCAACGCUGGAUUCAUCCCUCUGGUCCUAAAGACUCUCGAAGAGCUGUAG
This is a messenger RNA of Lathyrus oleraceus (garden pea), 1593 nucleotides long. Its product is annotated as leucine-rich repeat extensin-like protein 5. The record is from RefSeq and is a predicted model, not a curated record. The coding region runs from base 1 to 1593 and encodes 530 amino acids. NCBI's taxonomy places the organism in Eukaryota, Viridiplantae, Streptophyta, Magnoliopsida, Fabales, Fabaceae. The transcript is spliced from 3 exons.